Pecten maximus is the source of this 7395-nucleotide messenger RNA. RefSeq lists its product as uncharacterized. NCBI's taxonomy places the organism in Eukaryota, Metazoa, Mollusca, Bivalvia, Pectinida, Pectinidae. The transcript is spliced from 6 exons. Gene Ontology annotation, molecular function: phosphotyrosine residue binding. The record is from RefSeq and is a predicted model, not a curated record. Bases 38 to 2185 code for a protein of 715 amino acids.
UCCUGUUAAGAGGGAAAUUACAAACUUACUAUUAACGAUGUUAGCAGGAAAAUACACAGAGGGCGAUGAUGUGUAUUCGGAGCCGUACAGCCAACUGGCUCCCGUGCAGACUGCAACACAACCGACCUCAACAAGUGGCUCGCUUGAACAGCCCAAAAGGAACUCUCAAACUCGCAGGGCUUAUCGUAAAGGAACAAAGGACAGGGUUGAGAACGGUGGGAAGUUGUAUUCGGAAGCCCGAUGUUUACAUGACGACAUGGGGAACAGUUAUAGCGAACCUGUCGGUGUCUAUAGCCCUAGUUCUGGCCAAAUGACUGCGGGGGAGUUUACACCUGUCAAUUCGGGGUUACCCGAGCGCGACGUUACUCACGAGCAUGAAGUUGUCUCGUAUGAUUUGGCAAAGUCUCCAGAGGAAGUGCCACCAAAACAACAGAUACAGUUAGGUGAUUACACAGAACCACCGGAUAGGAAAAAGGACAGUGUUGGAGGUAUCCGUCGUCCAAAACCUGAAGAAUACUCUGAUCCCUAUGAUGUGGAUCGACUCCUUCAGGCUGGAAGUGAACAGAAAAAGUUAGCCCAGAAACUAAGACAUUCGGCACCUGCCAAAGGAAGUGAGGACGACUUGUAUGAACUUGCUCAGCCUAUUCCAAACACAGGAAAUUCCCCAUCAAAGGGCAUUAACACUGUGACUACCAAAAAAGUGCUGUUGUAUCGUGCACAAUCAGAAGGGUUCACUUAUGACCAUGUGCCAAAUAUAACAGGAACAAGUUUUGAUUCGGGUGUCGAGACUGGUGCUGAGACUGGAUUUGAAAUUCCAGAAUCUGAAUUAGAACAGGAUGAUUAUGAUCAUCUGAGUACGUGGAAAGGAGGCAGCAAUCCAUCCAGUCCACUUAAGUCUCCUGAUUAUACACACAGUCAAACUUUAGUAGUUGGAGAAAAAGUUGAAAGUCCCAAAAUGAACACAGUGUCAAGUGCUUUUUCUACAGGAGGUGCGCCUAUGGCUUCUCCAAAACCGCCUGUGGGUCGAGUGGAAGAGGUAUAUGCAGGCGCAUACGAGGAGCCUUGGGAUUCUAAACGAAGUCAGCAACAAUUUUCUAAGAUUGUUGGAAAAGCGGAAAGCAAAUAUCCAGAUAGCACUGAUGAUAGGAUCAUUCCAGGAGUAGUUGUACGACCAAAAGUUCAAACUCCUGAGGCAGCUGUGUAUGAGGACGCAUGGGACACAGAAGAGAAACAGAAACAGUUUGAGAAUAAAGUCAAGGAGGCUCAAAGAAAGCAAAGUAGUGGGGCUUUACAGUCACAAAAGGGUGAUGAUAAUACUUCAGCACCAAACUACGACGAGCCGUGGACAGAUAUAAACUGUAUGAGGACACCACAACCGCCAAUGUCGUUACCAGGGCAACCAAAGGUGAGAGUGUCUUCCUCCCCUAACACUGCUCAUCGACCUCCACAUGCUCUACCACCAAUGAAUAACCCUGCUCACAGGCCACAUCAAAAUCUUCCUGGUUCCUCGUGCGCAUCUGCACCUGUGGAAUCUGAAAGUAAUACAUACGAAUCCCCUUGGGACACAAAGAAGAAAGAGCAGGAACUGGAGGAUAAAGUGAACAGGUUAAAACAUAGCAGCCCUGUUAAUCAGAGAACAGUAGUAGAUACUCCUCCAUUGUCCCCGGGCUCUCCUCCAAACUUUUAUCCUCCCCCACCCCCUACAUCACAGAUGUAUGAGGAAGCAUGGGAUAUGAAACGUCCUUCACACCUUCUUGCCAAAGCUCAAUCAGAAGGACAAAGGAAUUCCCCCAGCCAGAACAGGAUGUCGGAGGGUCCAGGUAGGGAGCGUGCUGAGCCAAUUGACUCUGGUCUGCCAUUGGAUAUUCAGAAGUUUUACCAUGGCAGUAUUACGAGGAAGGAGGCAGAGGAACUAAUGAGAAUACACAAAGAGGGCAGUUACCUGGUGCGGCGAAGUGAGACCCAGAAAAAUGUUUUUUCCCUUUCUAUAAAAGGCAUAAGGGGCAUGCCAAUGCACAUCAGGAUCGGAUUAAGUCAAGGAGAGUAUAUAUUGGGAGAGAACAGUCAGCCAUUCCCCACCGUUCCAGAAGUGAUAGACUAUUAUACCCGCCACGAACUCCCGGUGCAGAAUGCAGGUCGCCUCCGACUUCUUUAUCCAAUUAUGCGUAACAAGCAUACAAAUUAAUUUUGUCAAAUUUGAAAAGUGAUAUGUAUAUGUAUAUGACAUAUACAGAUUUUUAAAUAUAUAGAUUACUUUAACACAAAAAGGUGUUUUAAAACUGACAUUUAAUAUAUUAAAGAGUACACAGAGCUUCAUACUGAAUUAUUUGUAUGAAUAUGAAGUACUAGGGACUGGAGAAUCAUCCCGACAAAGAUUAUUUUAUUGGACCAUGUUGUCAUUCAUUUACAGUAAUUGAUGCAUACCAUGUGAUUUAAAACAUUUUAAAUACAGAUUUUAAUCCACUGUUGUAAGAUCUAGUAUCAUAUCGGCUCAUUAACACUGUCAAUAAAGGGACCAUAUCUACCAGGAAGUAACUAUAUUUAUACUCUCAUCUAUGAUAUUAUUGUGGGGUUAGAGGCAGGCAUGGUAAUACUCCUAAAUACUACUGACAUGGCCCCUCUGCAAUGAUUUAAAACAGAUCCUUUAGAAUGUUGGUAAAACUAGGAAGUAAUACUGUUUUAUUAUCCCUCACAGCAAUAACCUCACAUGGAAACUUCACUGGGAAAAACCUAGGUAAUUUCCCCCUAAAUUUUUGCUGAUAUUGUAGGAAGUUGUAUGUAGUAUUGUGAAAUUAUCAUUCUCAGUAGUUUAGACUUUCAGAUGUUUGUUAAAGGUCGUAAAAAGAACAAGCAUAGAUGUGAUAUGACUAUCCAAUUUUGGAAAAUGACAAUCGUGAUGCUGAUUUAUUUUGAUGAUGAUAGACAUACACUGACAUUUGGGUGAUAAAUGAUAUAAUUUAUAUUCCAAAUCUGCUUGCCUAUGAUAUACCCUUUGUAUAAUGUACUUUCUUUUUGGUGAGAUGCUUCAUCAUAUAGAGAGUUACAGCCCUUUGUUCAUUCUUAGAGUAUUGCAGUUGGUACAUUCUUAGAUACUGCAGUUGGAACAAUGAUGAGAGACAGCUGUUGCAUGCUUACAAAAUUCUUUUUUUUAUCCAGCUCCACAGUAUGACAAGUAGAAACUUCUAUUGUACAUUGUGAAUUGUAAUAUUUCUGCAUACUUUUAAUCAAAUGUACAUUGUUACUGUACAAAUAUAGGUGAUGGCAACCUCGUUUUGAUUUACAUACAAUAUUUUGAAUUUGAGGCUCUGAGUGGUAGGUUCUGUGAUAAUUUGCUCUUGAGCAAGUAAGAGUUAUGCCCCUUUGCUGUAAUGCUCUAUUGAGAUGCAUUGGCUCUUUAUGUUGUUGUUUACUUUAUAUAUGUCUAUGUUAACAUCUGUAUGUAUGUAUGUAUAAUAAUGUCAUCAUAUGACCUCAACUUAUACGAAGAUACAUGUACAGUAUACAUUGAGCUUUAAAUUAGAAUUGGUAAGCAACAUCUGAUAAUCUAAGUUUCAAUUUAAAUUCAUUUUAUUUACCAGAAGUGUUGGCUUAUAAACAUGAUGGCUUUACUAUGGUCAACGAGUAAGAAUGGUAUACUGUACACUACAUGCUUGAAAUCAAAGAAAGUUUACCAAAGAAAAAUACAGGAUACCAAGUUGUUUACUGGUAUCUUGUAGAUGUACCCUAAAUCAACUUUGUUAUAGAUCAAUUUGAUGUGAGACAUCACAUGAAAUAAUUUAGAUUGAGCCACAUACUAAUUGCCAAGACUCCUAAAUGGCUAUAGUUAUAUUGUACAUUUUACAUGCAAUGAAGCCCAUACCACCAUAAUUAAUAAAAGAAUCCUGGAUUUGUUUUAUUCUCAUGAAUUAUUUUUAGAUUCAAUGUUUCCAUAAUUUUGAAUUUAUGCCUACUUGUUUUAUAUAACUUAACAUAUAUAUGUAUUAUGAUUUGUCCUGUUAAAGACAGUUGUAAUAUACUUUGUAGUAUACAGUGUAUAUGUAUAUACCGACUGUAUAUAAAUUCCAUUACAUGAUAAUUUUGUAUAUAGACAUACAGUUUGGUCCAUUUUAGCAGAGAUAUUGGUAUACUCGCAGAUGCUUUUAGAACUAAAACUUUUUUGGGAUUUGUUUUUCUUCUAAAACCUCAGGUGAAAAACUCCUGUAUUUAAAUGUUUGAGUUUUAUAAAGACAUUUCCAAGGGAUUUCUUAUGAAAUCUAUUUUUUUUUUUAAUUUGUGUUGUUUCGUGACAUUAGUAGUGAAUUUUUUAUUAUACUGCUGAGAAUCUUAUCUGAUGUUUUUUUUUUUUUUUUUUUCCUCCUAUUUUGUUAACUGUAAUGAGCUGGAAUACCUUCCACUGUCUGUCAACCUGUUAGAAUUAUUCCUGACAGUACACAUGAUAAUUAUCACACAUCCAUGUUAUAAUUGGGCUCUGCUAUCAUUGUGUAUACAAAAUCUAUGCUAAUGCUGGUGCUAAUUAUAUUUCCUACUUUUCUGAAGGUGCUGCCUGUAGCUGAAGCUUAAUGUCUUAUUUCUGUGAUAAUGGUAAUUAAUUGAAAGGUAUGGAUAACUACGCUGAUGCCAAUUUAGUAUUGGCUAUCAGGUACAAAUUAUGGGAUAUUGGAUAGCGGGAUAAUUAGUGAUGACUGGACACUGGUCAGACCGACCGAUAAUUAGUGAUGACUGGACACUGGUGAGACAGAUAAUUAAUGAUGACUGGACACAGGUGAGACAGGUAAUUAGUGAUGACUGGACACUGGUGAGACAGACAGAUAAUUAGUGAUGACUGGACACUGGUGAGACAGGUAAUUAGUGAUGACUGGACACUGGUGAGUCAGACAGAUAAUUAGUGAUGACUGGACACUGGUGAGACAGACAGAUAAUUAGUGAUGACUAGAAACUGGUCAGACCGAUCAUUAGUGAUGACUGGACACUGGUGAGACAGACUGAUAAUUAGUGAUGACUGGAUACUGGUGAGACAGACAGAUAAUUAGUGAUGACUGGACACUGGUGAGUCAGAUAAUUAGUGAUGACUGGACACUGGUGAGACAGACAGAUAAUUAGUGAUGACUGGACACUGGUGAGACAGAUAAUUAGUGAUGACUGGAUACUGGUGAGACAGGUAAUUAGUGAUGACUGGACACUGGUGAGUCAGAUAAUUAGUGAUGACUGGACACUGGUGAGACAGACAGAUAAUUAGUGAUGACUAGAAACUGGUCAGACCGAUCAUUAGUGAUGACUGGACACUUGUGAGACAGACAGAUAAUUAGUGAUGACUGGACACUGGUGAGACAGACAGAUAAUUAGUGAUGACUGGACACUGGUGAGACAGACAGAUAAUUAGUGAUGACUGGACACUGGUGAGACAGACAGAUAAUUAGUGAUGACUGGACACUGGUGAGACAGAUAAUUAGUGAUGACUGGACACUGGUGAGACAGACAGAUAAUUAGUGAUGACUGGACACUGGUGAGACAGAUAAUUAGUGAUGACUGGACACUGGUGAGACAGUCAGAUAAUUAGUGAUGACUGGACACUGGUGAGACAGACAGAUAAUUAGUGAUGACUGGACACUGGUGAGACAGAUAAUUAGUGAUGACUGGACACUGGUGAGACAGACAGAUAAUUAGUGAUGACUGGAUACUGGUGAGACAGGUAAUUAGUGAUGACUGGACACUGGUGAGUCAGAUAAUUAGUGAUGACUGGACACUGGUGAGACAGACAGAUAAUUAGUGAUGACUGGACACUGGUGAGUCAGACAGAUAAUUAGUGAUGACUGGACACUGGUGAGACAGUCAGAUAAUUAGUAAUGACUGGACACUGGUCAGACAGAUAAUUAGUGAUGACUGGACACUGGUGAGUCAGGUAAUUAGUGAUGACUGGACACUGGUGAGACAGACAGAUAAUUAGUGAUGACUGGACACUGGCGAGUCAGAUAAUAAGUGAUGACUGAACUCUAUGGUGAGACAGCCAGAUUAGUGUCAACUGGAGGGUUAUAAGCCAGAUGGAUGACUGGCUGGGUAGUUUGAUUAACAAAGCAUGGCUGUAUGUUAUGUAAAUUUUUUAUUGAUGUUAAUAUAUUAUAUUCAUUAAAAUCACGAAACAUCUCAUUUGAUGUUUCCUAUAACGAUAUCUAAUCAGAACAGUUCAAAGAUGUUGUAUGAAAAGUGUUUGACACACGUUGAAAAUCUUUGAAUAUCAAACACUGAUACAGGUAAGAAAUAUCGGCUGAUUAAACCUUGUCCACAAAAAUAGCUGGACUAUUUCAAAAGAAGCUUGUUGAGAAGGCUUCGAGUAAAGGGUUAUGCAAUGCAUAUAUACAUGUAAUUCUGCAAGUGCAAUGAAAAUGUUUGUAUACACAUCUUACUCCUUCAAAUUUAUUAUAUAUAUCAAUCAACAACCUAGCAGUUGUGUAAUGGCAAUUUGAUAUCAAAACUACAUGUAUUUGUUAUUUUUCUGAAUUCAGCCUUGUUUCCUUGUACUCACCUUAGUGCUUUUGGUAGGUUUUGGGACAAGAUUUUAAAUCUCACACACUUGUUGGCAUAUGCGUAUGAGGUCUAGAAUAAUUGUGAAGCAAGCUAAUGUUGGAAGUCCAUUAAUAUACAUUCCAUACAUCCCUCCCCAUUUGCCAUAUACAUGUACAAUCAUAACAAUGUUGACCACUAAUAAUGGAUUAAAUGAUAAUGACUUAGUUUGAAGGAUAUUUGCUAAAAUGUUCUAGCGACAUGUAAAUGACUAAAUGUUAAGAAAUGAUGGGUGAUGAGGUUAGGUCAGUAGCCUGCUAGGAUGAAAAAUUUUAAGUUUGAAAUGAGUUGUACUGAAAAAUGUAAAAAAAAGAGGUAAAAACAAGCCUUAUUCUAAAGGUUAAUAAUAAAAAAAAACAAUAACACUCAUGUACAAAAGUUACAGAAUACAAAUUUUAGAUUGAAUGAUAGCAAAUCUUUUGUUAUGAAUUUGAGAGUGCCCUAAUCUCUUCAUGGUAGUGAGGCUGAUAUAACAGGUGGCCAAGCUAUGUCCAUUAAGGCUUUUGUACUGACUACGGUUGAUUAAUCGCCUAAUGAUGGUAGUCAUAAUCCAUGUGUAUUUUACAGGUGUUGUAUAGACCUCGUUAUAACUCGGAUAUGUUACGUGGACACUGCUGGUGCCAUCCAUUUAUUAGCCAACUCUUGUUUACCAUUAGGUGGCUUUCAGUGUAGUCUGCUUAAUAACCAGCUAUUAAUCAGAAUUACGAUACGUUUCUAAUAUUACAAGUUAUAUUUGUUUAUUUGUUAAAUCCAUUGCCAGAGCAUUAUUUGUUUUGUAAUCAAAUAUUGCGAAUAUUAUGUGAAGUAGAAAGGAACAAUAAAUUCCUGCUAAUGAUA